Molecule: messenger RNA, 1753 nt
Organism: Rhagoletis zephyria (snowberry fruit fly)
Lineage: Eukaryota; Metazoa; Arthropoda; Insecta; Diptera; Tephritidae
Product: UBX domain-containing protein 7-like
Biological process (GO): proteasome-mediated ubiquitin-dependent protein catabolic process
Cellular component (GO): nucleus
Molecular function (GO): ubiquitin binding
Source: RefSeq, a predicted model, not a curated record
GCAAAUAAACAGAGCAGAAAAAAGCAUUUCGUGCACUCGCAAUUGCAUAUUUAGUAAAAAUCGUGUAAACUUGUUUUAAGUAGGAAUUUUCGAAAAUUUUCACCUUUUAUUUCAAUAAAAAGGCAGUGUGAUUGCUAAUAGACGUGCAGCCAAUACCUUUUUAAAAUGUCCACACCAAGCGAUGAGCUAGUGGAACGCGUGAUUGAAGUAACGGGUGCCAGUUCGGACGAGGCUAAACAUUUGCUGGGUGCCUGCAACAAUGACGUAGAAUCAGCAGUUGCGUUAUAUUUUGAGCAAGGCAGCGGAGUUGCUGAUAUAGUUCCCACUAGCGAUGGCGCCGCCGUACCAGAUGCCUUCGAUGAUGAGGAUAAUGUGCGAGCGCCCAUUGCUCCAAGACGUGAACAAUUAAUUGGACCUGAGGAUGAUAAUUUUCUUGCAGCGCCGUCAUUAUCUGCUACGGGACGCAUGCAACGCAUGAAUCAACGUGUAAAAAUAUGCCCCUUUCGAGAUUUUGCACGCGAAGGGGAACUAAUGGAGGAGCAACUGCAAGCAGAUGUAUCUGGACUAGCGUCAACAUCAAAUGGUAUUAACGGUAGACGUUGGGCUAGUACACGCGCUGCUUCAAUGGUGACAACAGCUGCUACAGCACAGUCGACUGAUUCGAAACCUUCAACUUCUUCUCGUUUGGGUGAUCUUUUCCGUCCGCCAACCGAUAUUGCAUUCGCUGGCACCUUUCAAGCAGGCCGCGCACGUGCAACAGCACUGAGCCGUUGGCUUUUGGUGAAUGUUCAAGAUGACAAUUUCAAUUCACAGGUACUCAAUCGUGAUGUGUGGGCGAACAAGGAUGUGCGUCAAGUUAUUAAAAGACGUUUUUUGUUGUGGCAAAUCGAUGCUGAUACCUCUGAAGGUCGCAGAUUUGUAACAUUUUAUCACUGUGCGAAUUUGCCAUAUGUGUGUGUGGUUGAUCCACGUACUGGCGAAGAGAUGUGGAAGUGCAAUGAUCCCAAAGAGUCAAAUGUGCUUUCCGGUUUGCGAGAAUAUAUAAGUGAGCACAAGGAAUUCUCAGAUGAUGCAACCGACGAUAGUCCAUCUACUUCCAAACGUACUAUAACGUUGUCAGAUGAUGAGCAAGAAGCCGAGAAUAGCGCUGAAAAAAAGAAGCGCCUUAAAUUACUUGAUCUUACCGAAGAAGAGCAAAUUAAUUUAGCCAUACGAAAUUCUAUGCGCGAAAGUAGUAGUACAAAUGGUAAAAGUAAAACCAAAAAUACUGGUAACAAUGAAGAUGGCGGCGCCGAUGAUAGUAGUGAAUUUGAGUCAGCGGAAGAAUUUGGCGAUGAGGAUAGCAAGAGCGCUUAUAAUCAAACGAUUAUUUCCUAUGAAAAACAACUUGGUCAAGCCACUAAUGAACUGACUGCGAUCAGAUUGCGUUUACUUAAUGCCGAAGGCAAUGAUGAAGUGGUACAACUACGUUGGCCAUCAGAUACGCUCUUGAAAGUGCUGAGGCUAUAUAUAGGCGAAAAACACUCGCAUGUUGUCAAGAAUGGCGGUACAUAUAAAUUGAUUUGUGCGUUCCCGAGAAAAAUGCUUGAGGCGGAACAUGAUAGUUCUACUAUAAAGGAAUUGGGCUUGCAUCCUUCGGCAAAUUUGCAUAUAACAUUGGAUGAGUGAUUAUGAUAUUUACCAAGGAAGCAUUAUCAUUACUAUUUAAUUAAAUGUAAUUCAAAAAUAUAUGAUUAAGAUUACACCAGCAAAA